CGUUUCCUCGCUGGGCGGGCGAGGCAAGAUGGCGUACGUGCUACCCAAAAAGGCUGGUGUGUUGCUCAGCCAGGUGAAGAGCAUCGUGGUCCGCUUCUGCCCCUUCCAGGCUAACGUGGAAAGCACCAGAAACUUCCUUGCAUGUUUACACACGAAGAAAGCCUAUGCAUCCAACACCAACUGUGAUUUGAAAACAGAAGUGAAACACGAUGGAUCAGAACCAGUAAUAAAUGUUCAAUUUGUUGAUGGUGACCGACUGAUUAUGAAAGGUGCCAAUUUGACAGUUAGAGACAUGUUGAAGGCAUUCAACUCUAGGUGUGCAGCCAAGGAACUGAAGGCACAAGAGGCAGCUCCGAAAAAAAGUCCCUGAAAGUCAUCAGUAUUUAAAGCCAGCAUUUAAUAUGAAUAUGCAAAAAUCAGCCAGUGACUUUUCAUUCAGAAUAAUGGAGACUUUACUGGUAAAUGAAUGAAAUGUGACAUGGAUAGGGACGGAAUGCAGAUCAACUCUGACCAACGACUGGAAGAGUUCAUUGAACUUUUGGUUAAAGAUAAAUUCUAGACACUCAAAUGAACACAUCCAGUAUUGGUUCCCAAGUUAUAUCUAGUAAGUAUGCAGCCCUUUGCAUGAAUCAGCGGUUACAUGCUGUUAUUGUAAGCAACAGAUCUUAAUAAUUAAGAAGGAUUUAUUGGUCUAGGCUCUGAAACAAAGUAUGUGAAAUCCAUAACAUUCUGUGCAAGUCAUAUGCAAACAGUGCUUUUGUAUGCAGAGUUAAUACCUUUCUAAUUCAAUUGAAGUCAGUGGUCUUAAAGGUGUGUAACUCUACUUAGAAUGGCACUGUAGACUUUUGAAUUGUUUAUGCAUUAGGUUGUCAAAAAAUUCUUUGGCUGCAAUCUGCAAAACCGCUGGCCCUGAUUUUAUGCCAUCUGUUUGGAACAAAUGAUUUAAGAAUUACAGUCAUAGCUGGUGGAAGAUGACACACUGAUUCAAUAUACUGUAUUUUGGUAUUCUGUUAAAAGUAGUUGGCACUCUUCCCCACUUGUCACUAAGAAAAUGAAAACGAAAACCCCACAAUACUGAGAAUGGUAGUUGUGUUCACUGUGUUCCCAUCAGGACAAAAAAAAAAGGUAAUAUUUGUAGAAGGGGUGAUUUUAGGUAACGUGAUGUAGAUUGGUUGUUUUUGUACUUUUAACAAAAUUAAAUCUGAAAGCGUGCACCUCCUGAAACAUUUCUUGGAACUGCUUCUUUGGACUUGUUAGUUUGAAAACUGAGGACAUGAUUUUGCAAUUUCAGAAAUGUCUCAAACUGAAAAGAAUUGCAUCACGUAGAGAUAUUUUUUGUUUGUCUCAGUGGAAGUUGUAGUCCUAUGGUCUAUUACAUGUGCUCUUUAAAUGGACUACAGUAUUAGUUUGCAAAAACGUGCGCCAAAUUAAAGACUGGCAUUAUUAUAUAGCUCAGCAGUGGUGCAUUCAGGGAUAUGGAAGAAAAUUGCAUGGGAAUUUACUAAGGGAGGUUCAUUAAUUUCUUCCUGCUGUGUGUGUGUUUGACAGUUUGCCCUUCUGCGUUUGGGUGGAAUAAAAAAUCUACUUUUCUGCUUCUCCUCACUCAUAUUUAGGGGAAAGGGUGUACACACUAUAUCAACAGAAUGUUUUA
Gekko japonicus is the source of this 1651-nucleotide messenger RNA. RefSeq names its product mitochondrial ribosomal protein L53 (gene MRPL53). Bases 29 to 370 code for a protein of 113 amino acids. Gene Ontology annotation, cellular component: mitochondrial large ribosomal subunit. The transcript is spliced from 3 exons. NCBI's taxonomy places the organism in Eukaryota, Metazoa, Chordata, Lepidosauria, Squamata, Gekkonidae. The record is from RefSeq and is a predicted model, not a curated record.